AAUAGUUCAAAAAUAAAAAUUGAUCCACUAAGAUUACAUUUUAGUGGGCUGUCCGAUUGUAGUCGACAGUCUGUUGGUCUGUGGCAUGCGACAGUACACGUGCGGCGAACCUCCAGUUCACAACGCUGCAGAGUACAGCAGAACAUUUUACGUUAUUUGUGGUGGAAGUAACAAUAACAUCGGCUUAUUACUAAUUAUGGCUUCGAGUGAAUGUGAUGUUACAGAAGAUGGAGAGGCAUUUGAAAGUUUUAUCAAGGAUGCAUAUGCUGCUAUUACUGGUGGGAUUAAAGCCUCUAAUAGUUUGCCAUGUGACAAAAAUUACAAAUAUUACAGUUGCUAUCCAACAUUUAAUGAAAUUUUAAGAAAACAAAUUGGAACAAUUUCUAAAAACAUGCAAAAUAUUAUCGAAAAAACUGAAAUUGCUGGAAAUAUCAUUCAAAGAGAUGUCGAAGAAAGAUUUGAUUUAAUUCAAGAAACAAAUGAUUUUCUGUUAGAUAGAGCGGGUAGUCUUAUGGAUGAAGAGCAAGGUAUAAAUAGAAAUCCUACAUUCAAGUUCACAGCAAAAAAACCUACCAAUAGUACGAAUGGUAGUUGGAAUCAAUCUGUUGGUACCAGAAAGCAAACUUCAGAAGCUACUCCUAUAAAAGAGGCUGUUCAACUUCUAACUACUGGUAAUAUUCAGAAGCCACAAAUAAAUUUUGAAGAUAAAAUUGAUAAUAGUCACAAACCAUGGGAACCUAGAAUAAAAGAUAAACCCAAUUCACUCAAGCCUUUAGCUUUACAAACAGAAUGUGGAGAAGAUGGUUUUGAAUACUUUUGUCAUCCAUAUGAAUUUGAAUUAGAUAAAUUUGAACCUUGCGAGAAUCAACUACAGAAAGAAGAACCAGUCAUGUAUAAACCCUUGGAAAAAACUCCCUUAAUCUUUGUUGAUAAGACUGAAGUUCUUGAAACCAUGUUAUGUGAUUUGAAAAAGUAUAAGGAAAUUGCUGUAGAUUUAGAACAUCACUCAUAUAGAACAUUUCAAGGAAUCACUUGUUUAAUGCAAAUUUCAACUCAUGACAAAGAUUAUUUAAUUGAUACAUUGAGUCUUAGAUCAAAGCUACAUGUAUUAAAUGAAGUUUUUACCAAUCCAAAAAUUCUCAAAGUAUUUCAUGGAGCUGAUUCAGAUAUUUGCUGGUUACAAAAAGACUUAUCGCUGUACAUAGUUAAUAUGUUUGAUACUUACCAAGCAGCCAAACAGCUGCAACUGCCGUUUUUAAGUUUAUCUUAUUUAUUGAAAAAAUUUUGUAAAGUUGAUCCCAACAAACAUUUUCAAAUGGCUGAUUGGCGGAUAAGACCUUUGCCAGAAGAACUUCAAAAGUACGCUAGAGAAGAUACACAUUAUUUACUGUAUAUUAAAGAUGUUUUAAGAAAUAAUUUAAUAGAUGCAGCUAAUGGUCAAAGUAAUAUUUUGAAAGUUGUAUAUCACAAUAGUACAUAUACUUGUAAAAAAGUGUACACAAAACCAAUUUGGACAGAAAAUAGUUACAUGAGCAUGUUUAGAAAAUUUAGGAGAAAUUUGAAUAACAGACAACUUUAUGCAUUAAAAGAAAUUCACAAGUGGAGAGACGAAACUGCACGAGAAGAAGAUGAAAGUUUACAUUACGUUUUGCCAAAUCAUAUGUUACUAAACAUAGCAGAAGUAUUACCAAGAGAAAUGCAAGGUAUUUUAGCUUGCUGUAAUCCAAUACCACCACUAGUACGGCAAAAUUUACUCAAAAUUCACAAGAUGAUUUUAAAAGCAAGAGAUCAACCAUUAGUAACACAUAUUUUAGAAGAAAACAUCCAGCAAAGAUCAGUGCAAAGCAAUGAUUUAAUUUCGUCUGAAUCGUGGAAUGUUGCAACUCAUGAUGUACCUAGUGGAACUGAAGCUCAAGAAAAUUUACCAUGCUUGUUAUCAGCAAUUGAAACAGGAGAAAAGAAUAGUAAUUUCCAUAAAGCAGAAGAAAAGUCAAUUGUAACAGUAUUCGAAGACUUUAAAAUGAAGCAUAAAAAAAGUUUAGGAAUCUUUGUAAGUCCCUUCAGAAGAUACAAAUUGACAAUUUCUAUGAUAGCUGAAGAAGCUAAAAAGAAAGUAAUUUGUAUUCAAGAUAUAAAAACAGAAAAAGAAGAAGAAGACUCUUCUACCCUUCAGGCUGCACAAGAAGUUCCUCAAAAUUCAACUGUAAAAUUACCUUUACAAACAAAAAUAAAAGAAGAACCAGAAGAACCACAACAAGAAACAUCUAAAAAUGAACAAAGAUUUGCAGGAAACUCCAAAGAAGUACUAACCAUAGGACAAAUGCAUGGUAGAAAACGUAAGCGCCAAUUGUGUACAGAAGACGAACAAGGCCAUAUAUCAUCUAAAUCUAAAUUGAUUUAAUGUAAUUUAUAUUGUAUGUGCUAUAAUGUAAAUAUUCUAACAAGUCCUAUAUGAAUGUAUUUAUUUAUUAGAUCAUCGUUCAUCCAAUCAUAAAAAAACUUUAAUUUUUGAUUAAAUUAUGAUGUUUACAAUUGUUUAGGGAACAAUAUCAUGAAAACUUAAAAAACCCUCUCAUUAGGAGUUGAAUGGUUUUUAUUUUAUUUUUAUAAAUGACCUAAUUUUUAUAGUUUGAAAUCAUAAAUGUCGUUUUUAGAUAAAAUUGAAAUAGAAAUUUUAUAUCCAAAAAUAAAGAAAGGUCUUCCAAAAGAUAUUUUGAAUAACUUCUUAUUCAUUAUUCACUGUUAUAUGUUGUUGAGGUCUUGUAAAGACUGACUCAAGGAAGGAAUAAAAACUUUUUAUAUGCUAAAUGGAAAAAA
Trichogramma pretiosum is the source of this 2817-nucleotide messenger RNA. Its product is annotated as exosome component 10-like. The transcript is spliced from 4 exons. The coding region runs from base 86 to 2401 and encodes 771 amino acids. Lineage: Eukaryota; Metazoa; Arthropoda; Insecta; Hymenoptera; Trichogrammatidae. Gene Ontology annotation, cellular component: nuclear exosome (RNase complex); nucleolus. The record is from RefSeq and is a predicted model, not a curated record. Gene Ontology annotation, biological process: nuclear polyadenylation-dependent CUT catabolic process; TRAMP-dependent tRNA surveillance pathway; nuclear polyadenylation-dependent antisense transcript catabolic process. Gene Ontology annotation, molecular function: 3'-5'-RNA exonuclease activity; nucleotide binding; nucleic acid binding.